AUGGCCGCGUUUAUGAACAGGCUGAGGGUGGAGGAGCUCUACUACAAGCUUGCUGAACAGCCCCCCAAAAAUCUGGAAGAGCUCUUGACCCGGGCUCACGCCGCCGCCAACGCACAGGAGGCCGCCCGCCUGAAGAGGGAGUCAGAUCGGGAGUUCGGGGAUCGGAGAGGACGGGGAAACCCCCCUGAAAUCAAGGAUGGCCAAACCAGGAAGAACGUUUUCGAUCGCCUCUCCAAGGAUAAAGCCCCCGCUCAACCGCCACUCCCGGAAAAAGGGUACACACCCCUGACUCGGCCCAGGGCACAGAUCCUGGCGGUGAUGGAGGCAGAGGGUUUAGGAGGACGGCCGCCCAAGAUGGGGACGCCCCGGAAUAAAAGGAACCAGGACCGGUACUGUGCCUUCCACCGUGAUGUAGGGCACGAUACGGAAGGAUGCUGGGCCUUGCGGAAGGAGAUUGAAGACCUGAUCCAGCGCGGUUUCUUGGGGCGGUUCGUGCAGCCAGGUCGGCCGGGCCGGGAGCGCGGACGUGCCUACCACGAAGGGAGGGGCGAAGGCUACCGCCGAGACCGCCCUGAGCGGCAUGACGCGGCCCGGGGCCACUCCCCCGACCAGGACACUCAGAACCUGACGGGGGUUAUAAACACCAUAGCCGGGGGUCCCACGGGAGGAGACAGCCAUACAGUCCGGAAAAACAGGCGACCUCCCCCCGACGGAGAUGAUUCACUGAAGCGUCUGCGCAUGGAUGAGGAGAUCACUUUCGGACCGAGGGACGCGGUUCCCUUGACGGCCGGGAAUCAUGAGGCUAUCGUAAUAGACAUCGUCACCAAUAAUUACCGGGUGAAAAAAGUGUACGUCGAUCAGGGAAGUGCAGUGGACAUCCUGUUCUACAGGGUGUUCAAGGAGCUCGGCCUGGAGGACGGGUAG
Coffea arabica (coffee) is the source of this 924-nucleotide messenger RNA. The record is from RefSeq and is a predicted model, not a curated record. Lineage: Eukaryota; Viridiplantae; Streptophyta; Magnoliopsida; Gentianales; Rubiaceae.